AUGCAGGCCGCGCGAGCUUUCAAGCGCAAUCGCCCGGUUGAUUUCGAGGGGUUCGACUUCAAGGGGGGCUACGGGCCCCCACCCACGAACGGCACGGCCUGGCUCCUGAGCACGGCCGGUGUGGGUGACGAGUACUAUGACGAUUACGACGACAACUACGAGGACGGGCCCCCAAUCCCCGACCAGUGGGACACCAUGGAGCCCAAGUAUGUCAACGACCGCCGCGUGUUGAUCAACAAGCAGAUCGAGUCGUCCAGCCUGCGAGUCCAGGGCAUGGAUAAGGAGGACAUGGGCGUCAUGGCGACCGACGAGGCGCGCCAGAUCGCGCGCGAGGAGGGUGUGGACCUCGUUAUGAUCUCGCCCGACGCUAACCCGCCGCUCGCGCGGCUGAUCAGCUUCAGCAAGUUCAAGUACGAGGCGGAGCGCGCGACCAAGCAGAGGCAGAAGGCGUCCAAGGGUGUCGAUUUGAAGGAGCUGCGGCUGCGGCCUGUCACUGAGACGCACGACUACGCCGUCAAGCUGAAGCAGGCGCAGGGCUUCUUGCAGAAGGGCUCCAAGGUCAAGGUGUCGAUGGCGUUCAGCGGGCGCGAGCUGCGGUUCAAGGACCAGGGCAAGGAGCUCAUCCUGCGCUUUGUGGAGGACCUGACCUCGGUGGGCAAGGUGGACGGCGCUAUCAACUUCAAAACCAGCAACUUCUCCGUCACCAUGGCCCCCAACAAGUGA
Molecule: messenger RNA, 723 nt
Organism: Monoraphidium neglectum
Lineage: Eukaryota; Viridiplantae; Chlorophyta; Chlorophyceae; Sphaeropleales; Selenastraceae
Product: Translation initiation factor IF-3
Exons: 5
Coding region: 1-723 (240 amino acids)
Biological process (GO): translational initiation; ribosome disassembly
Molecular function (GO): translation initiation factor activity; ribosome binding
Source: RefSeq, a predicted model, not a curated record